Messenger RNA from Sphaeroforma arctica JP610, 657 nucleotides. RefSeq lists its product as hypothetical. The coding region runs from base 1 to 657 and encodes 218 amino acids. The record is from RefSeq and is a predicted model, not a curated record. Gene Ontology annotation, molecular function: transmembrane transporter activity. Lineage: Eukaryota; Ichthyosporea; Ichthyophonida. Gene Ontology annotation, biological process: transmembrane transport. The transcript has 5 exons.
AUGAAUGAUGGUCCACACAGUGAGCGGCAACCACUGUUGGAAUCGUCAAAGGCGCAGGAUGCUGAAGAGGAGAAGACUCUUGGCUCUAUUUAUUCCCACCCGAAUGUGAGCUUGAUGUGGGUGCUCCUGGCGGCUAUGUUUUUCACCGCCAUUCCGAUAUCAAUCCCCGCGCCUUUUUUCCCCAAAUUUGCUGCUGACGAGUGUGGGCUCAGCCCUGAAGAGAUCGGGUGGUGUUUCAGCGUCUUCCCUCUCACCUCUCUUAUCAUGAGCCCCAUCAUCCCCUACAUGAUUGGGAUCAUGGGUCGGUCCAACCUCCUGGCCAGUGCUGUGGCCCUGUCUGCGGUGUCUACGGUGGCGUUUGGGUUGGGUACCACUCUGCCCACAUUUCUGAUAUCUCGAAUGGUUAUGGGCGUCGCAUGUAGUGCUGCGAUGACGUGUUGUACGGCUACGCUUGCGUUGGUCUUCAAUGAGCAUCCUGGAGAGGUUUUUGGGCUUGUCGAGAUGACAUUCGGAGGUGCGUUUAUGAUUGGUCCUCCCAUUGGUGGUGCGUUGUAUGUCUUCUUCGGGGAGUUCUGGGCUCCGUUUGUGUUCACGACGAUGCCGGCGCUGGUGAUCAUUCCUCUGGGCAAGCGCAUGAUCAGGUGUGUGUAUAAGUAG